This is a messenger RNA of Amphibalanus amphitrite, 3603 nucleotides long. Its product is annotated as rho GTPase-activating protein 1-like. Gene Ontology annotation, cellular component: cytoplasm. Gene Ontology annotation, biological process: small GTPase-mediated signal transduction; negative regulation of endocytic recycling. The transcript is spliced from 9 exons. Gene Ontology annotation, molecular function: GTPase activator activity. The record is from RefSeq and is a predicted model, not a curated record. Lineage: Eukaryota; Metazoa; Arthropoda; Thecostraca; Balanomorpha; Balanidae. The coding region runs from base 195 to 1679 and encodes 494 amino acids.
UUGUAAACCUAUAGAGUUCAGUGUUGUGAACAUACGACGACGCGACGGAGACGAUAUCGGCUGGAGGGAUUGGAGUGUGCCGUUGUCAUAAGAUAAGGGACUUUUGGCAUGUUUGUAGCAAUCAUUUGGAGUGCUGAUUGUAGAUGAAUCAGAUUGAGAUAAGAUUGUACUGAAACACUCAAGACUGAGAUAAAAUGGAGUCGCCACAUCAUAUCAAUAAGGCAAAAGGCAGGGGCCCAUCACAGGCUGCUACUGGCUGCGGCGUGGGACCGCCGUCUCUGCCCGGCGCCGGGGACGACCCGUACCCGUCUCUGUCCGACUAUCACGACUACGAGCCACAGCUGGAGUUCGAUGACACAGAGGUGGCGUGCGCGACCAACGCAGGCACAGACCCGGAGCUGGAGGCCGAGCUGGACCUGGCGCUGGACGGCACCAUGUCCGACGGCGCCAUCGGCACCAUGGACGGCACCAUCGAGGAAAACUUCGAGGAGGCGCUCGGACCGCUCUCCCUCGGCCUCGAGCUCGGCGACGACCUCGAGCGGAAGGCGCGCCUCUCCACAGCGGCGGAUUUCAGAGAUGUGGCGCAGCAUGGAAUUGUAGACGUGGUGGGCGAUGACAGUUAUGGGAGGAAGGUGAUUGUGGUGUCUGCCUGCCGACUACCCAGCAACAAGGAACUCAACCACGCCAAGCUGCUGAGUUACUUGAUGUUCACACUGAAUCAGUACGUCGAGCAAGACUACAGUCUGGUGUACUUCCACUACGGGUUGAACAGCAAGAACAAGCCGCCGCUGAGCUGGCUAUGGCAGGCGUACCGCGCGUUCGACAGGAAGUACAAGAAGAACCUGAAGGCGUUGUAUCUGGUGCACCCGACCAACUUCAUCCGAGUGGUGUACAAUGUGUUCCGGCCAGCCAUCAGCGUGAAGUUCGGGAAGAAGAUAAUGUACGUGAAUUAUCUCCACGAGCUGAAGGAAUACCUCCCGAUGGACCAAAUCACUAUACCGGAACCCGUGCUAGAACACGACCGGACUCUGAUGACCAAGCCGUCGCGGCCUGUGGCGACCCCGACCGCCUCGGCGCAGUUCCAUGCCCCACUGGAGACGCAGCAGUUUGGCGUCAGUCUGCAGUUCAUCAAGGACAAUAAUGGCGGCGACCCGGUGCCGCCCGUGCUGAGACAGUGUGUCGAGUUCCUGAGCCACCCGGACGCUCUGGAGACGGAGGGCCUGUUCCGACGCUCGGCCAAUGUGCGCCUGGUGCACCAGCUGCAAUCGCAGUUCAACCACGGCGAGACGGUGCAGCUCACCGAGCCGCACCUGGCCGCCGUGCUCAUCAAGUCCUUCCUCAGGGAGCUCGAGGAGCCGCUCAUGACCUUCGACCUGUACGACGAAAUCGUCCAGGUGCAAGCGAUGCCCAAAUCUGAGCGGGGCACCCUCGUCAAGUCUCUGGUGCUGGAGAAGCUUCCGGAAGACAACUACACCGUCCUCAAGUUCAUCAUCCACUUCCUGGCGAAGGUGAUGGACCGAAGUGACCUCAACAAGAUGACCUCUGCCAACCUAGCGGUCGUAUUCGGACCGAACCUGAUCUGGCACCAGAACCGGCAGAUGUCGCUCUCUGCCAUCGGGCCCAUCAACACGUUCACCGACUAUCUUCUGCAGAACCACCAUCAGCUGUUCAUCUUGUAGCGCGUCCUCGAGCGGGGGCCGGAGCGGCCACACCAGAAGCUCGCUGGCAGGUGGGCGAGUGGACGAGCGGCCGGUCCGCCUUCCACACCACACACCUGUCUUGUCAUCUGACCAAAGAGCAGACUAUGCGCGGUCGUUCCCCUACGCUCGCUGUCACUAGCUCUCUGAGGGGAUUCCGUGGCACCACGACCCAUGACCACCGGUUAGGCGGCUGGAAGAGACUCCCAUCAGGGGUAGCGUGCGGUGGUGGCCGGCCUCUAUGCAGGAGCACCGCGCGGCGAAGAGGUGUCUACGCGCCGCGGGUCGAUGUGAAUAUACCGCGUUAUCAUCUACACUGGCGUGCUGGGUCUACGGCGACCGCACGGUGCGUCUAAAGCUCCAAGUUCAACUAGUCCACUGCUCCAAACACACAUCAGCACACGCACUAGCUUGAGACGCGGCCGAGCGACCGGCGCGGGCGGCCGGCUUAUAGUAGGUGCCGCGUUAUACACCUAUUCCAAUCAUGCCGAUGACUUAGUAUAUACAAGUAGCUAAGUGUGAGAGACGUUGGUUGACUCGUCUCGUAGUAAUGUUUAGAGGCUUGUGAGCUAGUCGACCACAAAUGUCUGGCGUUGCGCGAAAGGAGGACGAUACCCUAGCGAGGACAGGGGUCUUGUGGGGGCGUUUCCAUAGGGAGAGCUAGGGAGGAACGUAGUCCCCGUCGGCGGGCACAGGACAUUCCUCGUGAACCUCCUUUAGUCGGCGUCUGUCUGCCAGUAUCCGGCCCAAAACGGUGUAAGUGUGGACCCGGACCACUAGGGAGUUCGAAUCUAUCCAACCGUGUACGUGCGAGUGUUUUUGGGUCGGAACACGGUUAAAGUCUAGGCUGAUGUGGGUGCGGAAUGAUUUCAGGGGUAUGUAUGGUGUGGGACCACAAGCUCUUCUAAUGAAUUGAACUUCUAUGCACACAUAAACCUUUCCCUUCCCUCUCAUCUCACUGGGAUUUUUUUUUUAGACCCUCCACGCAACAUUAUUGUCCCCGGGGACCUUUGCAAACCUGUCACUGCGGGAGCCGGGACCCUGUGGGACCCUAGACCGGACCCCUUAUUCGACCCCAUACCUCCGGGCUAGUCCGGUCAGGCCCGGCUCUAUCUUCCAUGUGAUAUUGCGGUCGGGUGUGCUGGGUGACUGCGGCAGUUGUGUUCGGAGUUACUAGCACCGAGGGUACACCGAAGGGAUGCAGUAUGUUCGUCGCUAAUUGCCGACGAGCUAGGCUAGGGUUCUCUGAUGAGACGUUCUUGAGUCGCGCGUGGUUUCGCACACACGAGUUAACCCACCUGUUGGCAUUAUAGACAGUCCAAUCGUUUGUAAGUGGGACGUCUGUGCCGCUGGGUUAGAGGGCUAGGUCUGUGGGGAGUUCUGAAUGCACCCGGUUUGCUGCUCCGGUGCGGUUGGGAAUUGAGUUCGGGCCCUUUUGCGGGCUGGAGCGACCUCUCGUUCUGUGACCAUGUCAUGGUGUGUUCCCACCCAGCCGAUGCAUUUUAGAGAUGUGCAUUUGUUCCGGGUCUUUGCCGGUAUCGCCUUUUCCCUAUGUAUGCGUGACUUUGUAUGUUGUUUUCGCUUGACCGUGUGCCGGGCGGCUUGAAGCUAUGCAGUUUGUCUGCACUUGUUAUGGAAAACAAAGCACUAGUGAACCACUAGGUAACGUUUUUGAGUCGUCUUUCCAGUGCCAUAUGGACGCAGAUGCCCGCUUUUGCCGCAGACGGUUUCGUAUGUGCACGUUGUUUAUUUCGCUCGGCAGCCGGCGUGACGUCAGAAUAUGUGGUCUUGUGACGUCAUUUGGCGAUAGUGUGACGUCAUUGGGCGGCUGGCCGUCCGAUCGCGGGCACGGGUCGACGGCCGCUCAUCCACCGUGUGCUAAUAAUACAUGUUACCAAAUGUCUUA